Didymodactylos carnosus is the source of this 1149-nucleotide messenger RNA. The record is from the annotation of a GenBank genome assembly. Lineage: Eukaryota; Metazoa; Rotifera; Eurotatoria; Philodinida; Philodinidae.
AUGGGCUCUGAUCAAAGUCUAGCGAAGAAACAAGUUGACGAUCGAGCUUGUAGUCGAUCAACUGUUGAUCUACUACAGGCUCAGUGGUACUGGAAAUCGAAUUCCGACCGAUUUUCGGCGAAUGAAAUAGAAGAAUGGACAGAGUAUUCUGAUAUCGAAUCAAAAAUUAUUGAAGCGGCCUUUAAUGGAGAAAGCAGACCAAAACUGGCUGAAUUGGAUAAUUACUGGAUCAAUGUAAAGGAUUCUAUUCAAAUUAAUAAACACGACCAAAAUAAACAAAGACAGAUAAAGCGAAUUUUGAUUAAUAGAAAUCAAAACGAAGGUGUAAGAAAAAGACGUUUUCUUACACCAGAAUUAGGUGAGCCGUUCAGCGAGUCGGGAUUGGAGGGAGGGAUUGCUUUUAUUUAUGAUUGGAAGAAAAGAAACAAAACGCUUUCAGACAAUAUAUCAUCAUUUUCACACUAUGAUGAAGAAGAAGUACUCUUACCCCCUGGAACCACAUUUCGAAUUGAUAAAGUGGAAAAAACAACAAUAGAAACGUACAUUCAUUUAUUUUUGAUACCCGAAGUUCGCAUGGUGCUGCUUGGGAGAACUGGAACAGAACUUGGCCCAGAAAUAAUAUUACCAGAAAUUUCUAGUGCUCACCAAGUUGCAGCACCAGGUCCAGAUGUUUUCCUAAUUGUUCUUCAAUUCGAUCGUUUCACACCACAAGAAGCAGCAGCAUCAAAAUGGAUAACUGAAGUAUUUGAUGAGCGAGCUCUUGAUUAUUGCAUUAUUGUGUUCACUGGUUUAGAUGGCCUUAAAAGAGAUAGAAUAACUGUUGAAGAGUUUCUUCAAGAUGCCCCAGCUUUCUUACAAAAUCUGAUAGCAAAAUGUGAGGGUAGAUAUAUUGCCGUCGAUAAUACACUAAGUGCUGAUGAACAAGACGAAACAAUCAAGGUUUUAUUGGAUAAAAUAUCAAGGAUGACGGAAAACAAUGGUGGGCAAUUCUAUAACAACAAAAAACUUCUUCAAAUAGGCAGUGUAUUAGAUAGGUAUCCAGGUUGGUUUGAUUCAUUGAAACCGGAUGGAACUGUCAAUUUAUUACAAGAAACAGAAAAAAUCGUUGGUGAUGGACUUGUUGAUAAACUACGAAAGAUCUUCAGAUAA